Molecule: messenger RNA, 1265 nt
Organism: Pistacia vera
Lineage: Eukaryota; Viridiplantae; Streptophyta; Magnoliopsida; Sapindales; Anacardiaceae
Product: accelerated cell death 11-like
Exons: 4
Coding region: 334-1125 (263 amino acids)
Biological process (GO): intermembrane lipid transfer; ceramide transport
Cellular component (GO): membrane; cytoplasm; cytosol
Molecular function (GO): ceramide 1-phosphate binding; ceramide 1-phosphate transfer activity
Source: RefSeq, a predicted model, not a curated record
GAUGUUAACGGCGACAAUGAAAGGUCUUGCUAAGUUUUUCUUGCGCGUCCAUGUAGAAUGGUGACCUUUAUUUAAAUUUGAGUAAGACCUGAUAAAGUCCAAGUCUUCCCUGUGGAUAGACCUAAUUGUCUGAAGAGUUGAAAUUUUAUGAGCAUUAAAAUGUAGAUACAAUAAAUUUUAUGAGCAUCGCUCAUUCAAUGAGCAUUCUCAAUAUUAUGCCUUGAAGAGUACUCAAUCUCCACGCUCUUUAGCACGAGAUUUUGAGUCUUCCUUGUUUGAACCUGGCCCUUCACUUUACUUUAAGGAUAUACUACCAUCCUAAGGUACUGUUAAAUGGAAGGAAAAUCUUCCCUUCCAGAAAGGAAGAACAUGAAAUUCUUUUUCCAUUUCCUUUCCGCAAGGACCAGGAGAUUGGAUCUAGCCGUAAGAAGAAUGCUUGAGAAAAGAGGAAGAAAGAAUGGAAGAGAAAGGAAAGAGCAAGAGAUAGAGGGAGAUCUAAAGUCAGCAAUGGCGAAAUCAGACACCGACAAACCGCUCAGAAAAAUCGCAGAAGCAUUCAUUGAACUGGCUGCCACCAUCAAUUCAGAGACCGCCGAUGUCGAGGUGGCGCCCUUCUCUCACGCCUGUUCUCUCGUCUCUCCUCUCAUUGGUUGCUUAGGAAUCGCCUUCAAGUUCGCCGAAAUGGAUUACGUCGCCAAGGUUGAUGAUCUUGCAGUGGCAUCAAAGUCGAUAAUGACAUUGCAAGCUUUGAUUGAUCAUGAUAUAGAAGGAAACUGUGUGCGGGAAGUUGGUAGUCACACUAGAUAUCUUUCGAGAGUGAAGCGUGGACUCGACGUGGUUAGGGUUCUUUUUGAGCAAAUUAUAGCUACAGAGGGUGAUUCCAUAAAAGAUCCAGUUUCCAAAGCUUAUGCACAAGUAUUGGCUCCCCAUCAUGGAUGGGCUAUAAGGAAAGCUGUUGCUGCAGGGAUGUAUGCCCUUCCAACCAAGGAACAACUAUUAAAAAAGCUCAAUGAAGAUGAGGCGUCAGCGAUUAUUCAAUUGCAGAAGUACAUUACUGCAUCUGCUUCAGUCAUUGCGUACAUCGACAAACUCUUCAUUUCACGAGAGUUGGGUAUAGAUUGGUAAAACAUGGAUUUUAUCUUGACAAACUCUUCUUUCAAGUGCAUUGGAUGUAGAUGGGUCAAAUAUGUAUUUCAUUUAUAUACUAAUAUUUACUGUGAUAAUCUUUUCUUACUUUAACACUGAAAUUAAACUUCAGCCUCGUA